AUGGCUGAUCAACAGCAAGCUCAGCAGACGAUGCAGCCGCCUGUGCCACAGGCGGCAGCCCCACAGCCUCACGUGGCCCAACAGCCACAGCCACAGCAGCACCCACCUCCUGCACCCACCCCAUCCCAGCAACAACAGCAGCAGCAGCAACAACAGCAGCUCCAGCAGUCUCAACAACAACAACUGCAGCAGCAACUCGCCGCAGCACAACAACAACAACAGCAGCCCCGAGUUUCUUCCGUGGGUUCGAUACAGGGCGUGGUGGCGCCCCCUGCUCCCACACCUCAGCCUUCCCUGGCGGCGGCCAAUGCCUUGCGCUCGCCCAGCACCCCUAUGCCCCCGUUGCAGGUGAUUGGACAGCCGAUGCACGGCCAGUCCUAUCUGCCUCAGUUCCAGAGCUACGCACAGCCGUUUAUGCUGCCCAAUCCAAAUGCUUUAGGCUCAUUUCUUUAA
Aplysia californica (California sea hare) is the source of this 453-nucleotide messenger RNA. Its product is annotated as ataxin-8. The transcript has 2 exons. The coding region runs from base 1 to 453 and encodes 150 amino acids. Lineage: Eukaryota; Metazoa; Mollusca; Gastropoda; Aplysiida; Aplysiidae. The record is from RefSeq and is a predicted model, not a curated record.